AUGGCUAAUCCUGAAGUUAUCGUCAUCGGGGCCGGACCUUCGGGCAUUGCCCUGGCGCAUACCUUGAAGCACAAACUAGGGUUCACCGACUUCACAUUUUAUGACAAGCUUGAUGGACCCGGCGGCACGUGGCGAUUAAAGCCAUACCCAGGAGUUUACGUUGAACAACACGGUCAGAGCUGCGUGCUUGAGCUGAUGAUAUAUGUGUAA
This is a messenger RNA of Penicillium macrosclerotiorum, 210 nucleotides long. Its product is annotated as monooxygenase. NCBI's taxonomy places the organism in Eukaryota, Fungi, Ascomycota, Eurotiomycetes, Eurotiales, Aspergillaceae. Bases 1 to 210 code for a protein of 69 amino acids. The transcript has 2 exons. The record is from RefSeq and is a predicted model, not a curated record.